Messenger RNA from Betta splendens (Siamese fighting fish), 3846 nucleotides. It is a transcript of the gene mov10l1, whose product is annotated as Mov10 like RISC complex RNA helicase 1. Gene Ontology annotation, molecular function: helicase activity. NCBI's taxonomy places the organism in Eukaryota, Metazoa, Chordata, Actinopteri, Anabantiformes, Osphronemidae. The transcript is spliced from 27 exons. The coding region runs from base 196 to 3678 and encodes 1160 amino acids. The record is from RefSeq and is a predicted model, not a curated record.
GUGAGGAAUUAUGGGAUACGGAGUUCGCUUGGUCACUUUCUAUAACGACGCCACUCUUCAUAACCGUGAACCGGGUGCUCCCGCGCACGUACGUGGCGCACUUUGCGUUCAGGCUGAAACAAAAGCGAGGUCUAAAUUUCAACCCUCAGUGUUCCCAGCAGCGUUAACAGCCUUGGCUAGUGCCUUUUAGCAGAAAUGCUCACUGCUGUGCGGUGCGUGCUGUCGAAGCUGGUGUCUCCGUUGUGGAGGACGGUAGAAGUGGAUGAACAAGGCAUUUUUUCCGUUAUACCAGACCUGGAGGACGUUCGCCACCUGCAGGGAAGCGUGGUGACCCAGCUGUGUACGGACCACGGCAUGAUAGACGAUGCCAUCUGCUUCACCAACGGAGAGGUGUUGGGCGGAGUGCCGCUGAAGAAAGGAGACCUCGUGAACUGCAUAGCAGUGCGAGAUGGUGCCCAAAGGGGAUGGAAGGCCCUAAGGGUUGAGAAGAGUGCAGAUGCUUGGGAAGAUGGAGGCGGAACCUCCCUAGAAGCCGAUGGUAUGCAGCUGCGGCCUCUCAUCGGCAAAGUCACAUCAUUUGAUGGAGAUGGUGGCUACAUAAGCCAAACCACAUACUUCCCACGGUGCAGUCUUUGGCAAGGUUAUGAGCCAAUGAAGGGAGACUGGGUCCAAGCUAAAUAUCUAGUCAAUCCCAGGCAGUGGAGCACACAUGCACAAUCUGUGGCACCUUUGCGCUAUUGCCGCCUAGAUCAGGUGUGUGUUACUAGUGUGUAUGGGAAUGGUGGAGUAGUGGAAGACACUGUAUACUUCUGCUUGGACUCUUUGCUGCUGCCGGCAAACUACCAGCCUAUGCCAGGGCACCUGGUCAACCUGGUAAUGGUGGAAAGCAGUCAGUCAUUACACUGUUGGAGGGCCCUGUGCAUGGCGCCCUGUCUUAAGAGUGUGACGUGUUCCACUACAGUUCUCCCUGAGGCUCAGCUCCAGAAUCUCUUGGAAAACAAAGGCGGGUUGAACGUAACAGAUUAUGGCCAGUUUGGAGAUUUGAUGAUGGGAGAGAGGCAAGAGUUAGUGCUGUGGAUACAGAAUAAAGGUUCAGAGACCCACAAGUUAAUAUGUUGCGAAUUUGCUGGCUGGGAUUCACUGGAACAGUUCAUGCUGGUUGCUGUCAGAGGGUCUUCAUCACUUAGAGAGAAACAGUCUUUGCAUGAAAGCGACUCAAAGUCUGACAACCUUUCAAACUCCUCAGAGAAACAAGUAAAUCAUGCAAAAGACAGACACCAAGAAAAUGGUAAAGUGCUGAAGAAGGAAAACCUUUCCCUUGGAGUAAGGAAGGAGGAAAGAGAGGUGGAGCUUCCUCCAGGACAGAGGCUGUCUGUUGUGGUAUCCUGCCAGGCCAAGACCAUUGGAAGCUGUUCAGAGCUUCUAUUGCUGCACUUCUCUUCUUUCACCAUUGGAAGGCGCCUGGAGGUCACCGUAGGCAGUGAAGAGGAGCGUCUGCUGCAGCCCUCCGUGCCAUACACUCCCAUUGAGGCUUAUCGAGCCUCAAUAAAUCCUGCUCAUGUGAUCACAGUGUCUGCUCCAAAAGAUACACCUAGGCUUACUAAGCGACGACUGCCGAAUUUCCUACCCAAUUACCCAGUUCCCCAGGCUUUAAGAAACUGUGUGGAGGCGCACAGUGAUGUGUUGGUGGUGCAGCCCUGCUUGGGAGAGGUACUAUCACCAUCCAACAUGCACAUAAGGUUUGCAACUCUUCUCUGGCUAGAGGAGCUGCAUGAAGAAAAAGAACUGAAGGAAUUCUCAAUCACUGGAGCUAUUCUUCGGAGAGGAGCUGUCUUCCUGCACCUUGAGGUCCUUGGUUUGGCAGAAGGGAGACCCAGUCUUAGUAUAGGUGACAGGAUAAUGUUGAAGAAACUGCAGAGGGAUGACACAGUAAUGGAGUAUGUUAGUUGUGUAACAGAGAUCAAAGAUGAAGAUGUGAGUUUAAAGGUGAACUCAGAGUUUCAGCGCUGCUACCUUGGGGAGCCACUUGAUGUAGAGUUCACUUACAACAGAUUGACCAUGAGGCGAUGUCACAACGCACUGGAACAAGCAAAACACUUUGGAGAGAUUCUCUUCCCCUCUAGAGUUAAUCCUCAGACUCCUCAGUGGACAGAGAAUUGGGUGGAUGGCACGGAGCCAAACAAAACAGAGGAGAAUGAGGUUGCUGAUUUGCAAAAUGGGGAGGUUUCGAGCAUUUUCAUCGACAUGAAGUCAAAGGGCACACAGACCAAAAUUUUGGAUGGUAGAGUGGCCUCCAAGCCCAUUCCCAGUAAAGGGCAGCUGUUUAACACUGAGCUGAACCCAUCUCAGAGAGAGGCAGUAAAGAGAAUCCUUGCUGGAGAGUGUCGGCCAAUUCCAUAUGUGCUGUUUGGACCUCCAGGGACAGGCAAAACAAUCACCCUUAUUGAAGCCAUACUACAGGUUUAUCACUUUCUUCCCAGUAGCAGAGUACUCGUAUGUACGCCUUCCAACAGUGCUGCUGACCUCAUCUGCAUUCGUUUACAUAACAGUGGCUUCCUACAUGCUGCAAGUUUGGCGCGUGUCAAUGCGUCCUGUAGGCAGGAUGAGUCCAUUCCAGAAGUGCUGAGAUCCUACUCAAAGGCUGGAGAGGACAUUCGUCAUGCCUCUUUUCACAGGAUCGUCGUCAGCACUUGUUCCAGUGCUGGCAUGUUCCAUAAUUUAGGACUACGAGUUGGACAUUUUACACAUGUGUUCCUGGAUGAAGCUGGCCAGGCCACAGAGCCAGAGUCCCUGAUACCCAUUAGCCUUGUAUCAGAGAGAGAUGGACAGAUAGUGUUGGCUGGAGACCCCUGUCAGUUGGGCCCAGUAGUGAAGUCCAAGCUGGCCAAUGCCUUUGGCCUGGGGGUUUCUUUAUUGGAGAGACUUAUGUCCAACUCGCUGUACUCCAGACAGGAGUGGGGGUACAAUCCUAAGCUGGUGACCAAGUUGAUCUACAACUACCGUUCACAUGAGGCCUUGCUGACGCUACCCUCCAAGCUGUUCUACCAGGGUGAACUGUGUUUUAAAGCCCCCAGGUCUAUAGUGGACUCUUUGAGCAACUGGAAAAACCUUCCCAAAAAAGGCUUCCCUCUCCUCUUUCAUGGUCUCAGGGGUACAGAAAUGCGAGAAGGAAGAAACCCAUCAUGGUUCAACCCAGGGGAGGCUGUACAGGUCAUGCUCUACUGCUGCCAGCUGGCCAAGAAGCUCUACAACCCAGUAGAUCCCUCAGACAUUGGCAUCAUUGCCCCCUACAAAAAACAAUGUGAGAAGAUCCGACUGCUGCUUGGUAAAGUUGGCCUGUUUGGCAUCAAAGUAGGCUCUGUGGAGGAAUUUCAAGGACAAGAGUUUCUGGUCAUCAUCUUGUCUACGGUGCGCUCUAAUGAGUCAGUGCAGACUGACGAUCUACAAGCCACGCUUGGCUUUUUGUCAAACCCUAAACGCUUCAACGUUGCAGUUACUCGCCCCAAAGCCCUGCUUUUGAUUCUUGGUAAUCCCCACAUUCUCAUUAAGGAUCCAUGCUUUAGAGCUCUGCUGCAGUACUCUUUCACUAAUGGGGCAUACGUGGGCUGUGAUCCCCCACCCGCUCUAAGACAAUCUCACAUAGUUGCAGAAACGAAACGGGCAAAGGAUAACAUAUAAUCUUACCUCUGCUCCCUUCAUUUUUCAUUGGCUUAUGUCUCUGUUAGCCAUACACCAGUGAGCGGGGGCUGUCUUGUUCACUGUUAAAUGUAUUGGUUUGACUGCAGAGGUUUUUCUUCUGUUUCUGUGAACACUCAGAUAUAAAUAAAAGAAUCAUAGCCUUGUGUA